UACCUCGUCGUCGUCGACGCCGGCAGCAGCGGCUCCCGCGCGCACGUCUUCAGCGUGCGCGACGCCGUCGAUCUGCGGCGCGCGUCUAAACGCAUGCCGCGCGUGAAGGCCGAGGGCGUCAUGCGCGUCGUUCCCGGCCUCUCCUCGUUCGCGGACGACCCCGCGUCCGCGGGCGCGUCGCUGCGCCCGCUGUUCGACUUUGCGCGAACGCUCGUCCCGGAGGACGCGCGCGCGGACACGCCGCUCAUGCUUCUCGCCACGGGCGGCGUCCGCGAGCUGUCGACGAAGAACCCGCGCGCGUCGCGGCGCGUCCUCGCGUCGUGCGUCGACGCCCUGCGCGCGCAAUCGUCGUUCCAGUUCUCGCCGCGCUACGCGUACGUGUUGCCCGGGAGCAAGGAGGGGCUGUACGCGUGGGUCGCCGCGAACUACGCGGGCGGGACGCUCGGGGAGGUGACGUCCAAGCAUCUCGGUGUGCUCGAGCUCGGCGGCGCGUCGCUGCAG
Micromonas pusilla CCMP1545 is the source of this 501-nucleotide messenger RNA. RefSeq lists its product as uncharacterized. The transcript has a single exon. The record is from RefSeq and is a predicted model, not a curated record. NCBI's taxonomy places the organism in Eukaryota, Viridiplantae, Chlorophyta, Mamiellophyceae, Mamiellales, Mamiellaceae. The annotation marks the transcript as partial. Gene Ontology annotation, molecular function: hydrolase activity.